CCAGCACUCGUUGUCUCUUGUCGCCCUCUCUGCAAAAUGGCUUAUGAUUAUUUCGGCUUCUCCUACGUAAGGAACAAUGCCAAAGAAAGUGAAGACCCCGUAGCCCUGAACAAUGCGGCUGAUAUCUCUGUCAUUGUGAUUUACUUUUUGGUUGUUUUGGGGGUUGGAAUAUGGGCUAUGGUCCGCACCAACAGAGCCACAGUUGGUGGCUUCUUCCUGGCAGGGAGGAGUAUGGUGUGGUGGCCGAUUGGAGCAUCACUGUUUGCUAGUAACAUCGGCAGUGGCCACUUUGUCGGCAUUGCUGGGACUGGAGCGGCUGCAGGAAUCGCCAUAGGAGGAUUUGAAUGGAAUGCUCUUGUAGUGGUUGUCAUUCUGGGAUGGCUCUUUGUGCCGAUUUACAUCAAAUCAGGGGUAGUCACCAUGCCUGAGUACUUAAAGAAGAGGUUUGGGGGCCAGCGCAUUCGCAUCUACCUCUCUGUCCUCUCCCUCUUCCUGUAUGUUUUCACAAAGAUCUCAGCGGACAUGUUCUCUGGAGCCAUUUUCAUCAAUCAGGCCCUUGGAUUGAAUAUCUACGCUGCCGUUGUUGCACUACUAUUGAUUACUGCGAUCUACACGGUCACAGGUGGAUUGGCAGCUGUGAUCUACACAGACACCUUGCAGACCAUCAUCAUGAUUGUUGGAUCAUUUAUCCUCAUGGGCUUUGCUUUUGUUAAGGUGGAAGGCUAUGAAAACUUCCAGAGGCUCUACAUGGAAGCUGUCCCCUCCAUCAUAGGAAACGUAUCAAAGCCAGAGUGCUACGAGCCCCGGCCGGAUUCUUUCCACAUUUUUAGAGACCCCAUCACGGGUGACCUGCCAUGGCCAGGCCUCGUGUUCGGACUCACCAUUCAGGCUACCUGGUACUGGUGCACUGAUCAGGUGAUUGUGCAGCGCUGCCUCUCAGCUAAGAAUUUAUCUCAUGUUAAAGCUGGUUGCAUCUUAUGUGGAUACCUGAAGCUGCUGCCAAUGUUCCUCAUGGUUUUCCCUGGGAUGAUAAGCAGAAUCCUCUACCCUGAUGUGGUGGCAUGUGUUGACCCAGAACAAUGUUUGAAGCACUGUGGAGCCAGUGUGGGCUGCACCAACAUCGCUUAUCCCAAACUGGUGGUGGAUCUCAUGCCCAAUGGUCUGAGAGGUCUGAUGCUGUCAGUGAUGUUGGCCUCUCUAAUGAGCUCACUGACCUCCAUCUUUAACAGUUCCAGCACACUCUUCACAAUGGACAUCUACACUAAGAUUCGCCGCUCAGCUUCAGAGAAGGAACUCAUGAUUGCUGGAAGAGUUUUUAUCUUGGUCCUUAUUGGUGUGAGCAUUGCGUGGAUCCCUGUGGUGCAGUCAGCUCAGAGUGGUCAGCUCUUUGAUUACAUCCAGUCCAUCACCAGCUACCUCACACCACCCAUCGCAGCUGUGUUUAUGCUGGCUAUCUUCUGCAAACGUGUCAAUGAGUCUGGCGCCUUCUGGGGCCUAGCUAUUGGCUUGUGUAUCGGCCUUUCCAGAAUGAUUACAGAGUUUGUCUACGGCACAGGCAGCUGUGUGACCCCCACUGACUGUCCAACCAUCAUAUGUGGAGUCCAUUACCUCUACUUUGGUAUCAUCCUGUUUGUCGUCUCCUGUAUUAUAAUCCUGGGUGUUUCUCUCAUCACUAAGCCCAUUGACGACAAGCACCUUCACCGGCUGUGCUGGAGCCUCAGAAACUCAACAGAAGAGAGAGUGGACCUUGAACAGGAUGACUGGGUUGAAAAUGAUGAUUCAGAUGAUAUGGAGAUAGAAGAACCAGCCAGGAAGCCAGACUUUUUCAAGAGGGCAUUGAUGUGCUUCUGCGGCCUAGAAGAGAAAAAAGGUCCUAAACUGAGUGAAGAGGAGAAGGCAGAGCUGCAGAAGAAGCUCACAGACACUACAGAGGUGCCUCUAUGGAGGAAUGUCGUCAACGCCAAUGCCAUUAUCCUCUUGUGUGUGGCCGUUUUCUGUCAUGGUUUCUUCGCUUAAAGGAAUUCUUAUGAACCCAAUUGCUCUCAAAUACUGUAAGCUAUAUUUAAUUGAGAGGAUGUUAUGUUGAUUUAAAUUAUAACUGCAGAAAUCUAAAAUUAUUUCUUAACAGUGAAGUGGUGUAGACAUAUUUAAGGUAUCUUUAUUUUUGGUAAACUUAACAGUAAACCAGUAAAUGUAAUAUAUAACCCACUUAAACCUGUUAAUAUAUUAAAAUUGUUUGUGGAUUCAUGUGCAGCACAACGUCCUGACCCCAUGCACAAUUGUCAGUCUUCCAGUGUGAACAACACUUUUGCAGUUGAAGGCAAUAAUGUAAGCAGGAUUACAUAAGAGACAUCAGCUGAUUACUGGAGCUGCAGAGCGAGUCAAACUAUGCUUCUUCCACAUCAGACAUAAAUAUCACUUAAUUUCCUCAGGCAUUUUCUUGCUUAGAUGUAGCUACCAUAAAGGUGAAUUUACACAGGUUAUGUUGGAUGUUUUUAAUUCAUGCUGCCUUAUAUCAUAAAAUCAAGAGUUUAGACCUCCCUGUAAUUUCUGUAUUUGCUACCUCAUUCUACCUAAACCUUUCUUCCUCAGAGUGAGUGCUCAAAGUCCAUAUGAGUUGUCACCUUUACAAUCUGUGCACCUUACUGUAUGUUGUUUUAGGUGUUAAUGAAUAAAAACAUCUCAGGGACAGAUCUUCAGAGCACCAUCUUAUUCUUCAGUGCCCUCUAGUGGUUCUUUUUUAUUUCAGCUGAGAAUGUAAAACUGGUUUGUUGUGUAUUUUUUGCAUAUUCUGGCAAAUUUGGUGAAUAAAUGA
Molecule: messenger RNA, 2815 nt
Organism: Cheilinus undulatus (humphead wrasse)
Lineage: Eukaryota; Metazoa; Chordata; Actinopteri; Labriformes; Labridae
Gene: slc5a1
Product: solute carrier family 5 member 1
Exons: 15
Coding region: 37-2016 (659 amino acids)
Biological process (GO): sodium ion transport; transmembrane transport
Cellular component (GO): plasma membrane
Molecular function (GO): D-glucose:sodium symporter activity
Source: RefSeq, a predicted model, not a curated record